AUGGGCUGCUUCUGCGCUGUUCCAGAAGAAUUUUACUGCGAAGUUUUGCUUCUGAAUGAAUCCAAGUUAACCCUCACCACCCAGCAGCAGGGCAUCAAGAAGUCAACGAAAGGUUCUGUUGUUCUUGACCACGUAUUCCGACACAUAAACCUUGUGGAGAUAGAUUAUUUUGGGCUGCGUUACUGUGACAGAAGCCAUCAGACAUAUUGGCUGGAUCCUGCAAAAACCCUUGCUGAACACAAAGAACUAAUCAACACUGGACCUCCAUAUACUUUGUAUUUUGGUAUUAAAUUCUAUGCUGAAGAUCCAUGUAAGCUUAAAGAAGAAAUAACCAGAUAUCAGUUUUUCUUGCAGGUGAAGCAAGAUGUCCUUCAGGGCCGGCUGCCCUGCCCUGUCAACAUCGCUGCUCAGCUGGGAGCAUAUGCCAUCCAGUCUGAGCUUGGAGAUUACGACCCAUAUAAGCAUACUGCAGGUUAUGUGUCAGAGUACCGGUUUGUUCCUGAUCAGAAGGAAGAACUUGAAGAAGCCAUAGAAAGGAUUCAUAAAACUUUAAUGGGUCAGGCUCCUUCUGAAGCAGAGCUGAAUUACUUGAGGACUGCUAAAUCUCUGGAGAUGUAUGGCGUUGACCUCCAUCCCGUCUAUGGAGAAAACAAAUCUGAGUAUUUCUUAGGAUUAACUCCAGUUGGUGUUGUUGUCUACAAGAAUAAAAAGCAAGUGGGGAAGUAUUUCUGGCCACGGAUUACAAAGGUUCACUUCAAGGAGACACAGUUUGAGCUCAGAGUACUGGGAAAAGAUUGCAAUGAAACCUCAUUCUUUUUUGAAGCUCGAAGUAAAACGGCUUGCAAGCAUCUUUGGAAGUGUAGUGUAGAACAUCAUACAUUUUUCAGAAUGCCAGAAAAUGAAUCAAAUUCAUUGUCAAGAAAACUCAGCAAGUUUGGAUCCAUGAGUUAUAAGCACCGGUAUAGUGGCAGGACAGCAUUGCAAAUGAGUCGAGACCUUUCUAUUCAACUUCCUCGGCCAGAUCAGAAUGUGGCACGAAGUCGAAGCAAGACUUACCCAAAGAGAAUAGCACAAACACAGCCAGCUGGAUCAAACAGCGUCAAUCGAGUAACAGGAAACAUGGAAAAUGGAGAAAAUGAAGGAACAACUCAAAUCACUGCACCUUCACCAAUAAAAAGCUUUAAGAAAGCAAAGAAUGAGAACAGCCCUGAUAUCCAAAGAAACAAAUCUCAUGCACCAUGGGAAGAAAAUGGCCCCCAGAGUGGACUCUACAACUCUCCCAGUGACCGCAUGAAAUCCCCGAAGUUCCCCUCCUCGCGUCGCCGAAACCCCUCCUGUGGGAGCGAUGACUCUGUACAGCCGACAAGGAGGAGGAAAGCCCAUAACAGUGGUGAAGACUCAGAUCUAAAGCAAAGGAGGAGGUCACGCUCACGCUGUAACACGAGCAGUGGUAGUGAAUCAGAAAAUUCUAAUAGAGAACACCGGAAAAAGAGAAACAGAAUACGUCAGGAGAAUGAUAUGGUUGAUUCUGCGCCUCAGUGGGAAGCUGUAUUAAGGAGACAAAAGGAAAAAAAUCAGGCGGACCCCAACAACAGACGAUCCAGACAUAGAUCUCGCUCGAGGAGCCCUGAUAUCCAAGCAAAAGAAGAGUUAUGGAAGCAUAUUCAAAAGGAACUUGUGGAUCCUUCUGGUUUGUCUGAAGAACAAUUAAAAGAGAUUCCAUACACUAAAAUAGAGACUCAAGGUGACCCAAUCCGCAUCAGGCAUUCCCAUUCACCGCGAAGUUACCGCCAGUAUCGCAGGUCUCAGUGUUCAGAUGGAGAGCGAUCUGUUCUCUCGGAGGUGAAUUCAAAAACAGAUCUUGUACCUCCACUUCCUGUGACACGUUCUUCAGAUGCUCAGGGUUCUGGUGGCUCCACAGUUCAUCAGAGAAGAAAUGGAUCUAAAGAUAGCCUGAUUGAAGAAAAAUCGCAGACAUCUACAAGCAAUCUGACUGGAAAACACAUAGCAAAAACAGUGAAAACUGUCCAAGCUUCACGCCUCAAGAUGGACUUGAUCCAGUGA
Puma concolor (puma) is the source of this 2064-nucleotide messenger RNA. It is a transcript of the gene EPB41L4A, whose product is annotated as erythrocyte membrane protein band 4.1 like 4A. Gene Ontology annotation, biological process: actomyosin structure organization. Gene Ontology annotation, cellular component: cytoskeleton. Gene Ontology annotation, molecular function: cytoskeletal protein binding. NCBI's taxonomy places the organism in Eukaryota, Metazoa, Chordata, Mammalia, Carnivora, Felidae. The record is from RefSeq and is a predicted model, not a curated record.